Molecule: messenger RNA, 817 nt
Organism: Setaria italica (foxtail millet)
Lineage: Eukaryota; Viridiplantae; Streptophyta; Magnoliopsida; Poales; Poaceae
Product: pathogenesis-related protein 1
Exons: 2
Coding region: 77-559 (160 amino acids)
Biological process (GO): abscisic acid-activated signaling pathway; defense response
Cellular component (GO): nucleus; cytoplasm
Molecular function (GO): protein phosphatase inhibitor activity; signaling receptor activity; abscisic acid binding
Source: RefSeq, a predicted model, not a curated record
CAAACCAGCAGCAGCGACAGUUUGCGAGUCCAAGCAGUAGCAUUUGCUUUCUCAACGCCAAGCCCUCGCAGCAACCAUGGCCUCCACCAACAGCUGGAACCUCGAGAUAGCGUCGCCGGUCGCCGCGCCACGCCUUUUCCGCGCCGCCGUGAUGGACUGGCACACCAUGGCGCCCAAGCUGGCCUCCCACAUCGUCGCCAGCGCUCACCCCGUCGAGGGAGAUGGAAACGUCGGCAGCGUCAGGCAGUUCAACUUCACUUCAGGUAUGCCGUUCGGCUUCAUGAAGGAGAGGCUCGAGUUCUUGGACGUUGACAAGUGCGAGUGCAAGUCGACGCUCGUCGAGGGCGGAGGCAUCGGCGUGGCCAUCGAGACAGCGACGUCGCACAUCAAGGUGGAGCCGGCGGCCGGCGGCGGCAGCGUGGUGAAGGUGGACUCGACGUACAAGCUGCUGCCCGGGGUGGACGUCAAGGACGAGAUCGUCAAAGCCAAGGAAUCCGUCACUGCCAUCUUCAAGGCCGCCGAGGCGUACCUCGUCGCCAACCCUGAUGCCUACAACUAAGCCGUCUCCUAUAUAAAGAUAGUGUUUGCACUUUCGUGUGUAUUGCUGUGUCAAAAUAAAUGAAGUUGCUCGAGAUGCACGCUGCUGGUACUGGAUGAGGGAGAAUCCAACACAAUGUAUGUUUGAGAAGUUUGAUAGUGUGUUUUUUAUGUCGUUGGAGGGUGUUUAUGGUUUAUAUAUUUGUCGUGUUGAUCGUGUGUUCCUCGUUUUUAUACUGAAAUAAAACAAAACCGAUAUAAAGCAGUACUCUGUUUUAAA